GUUUUUUUUCAUGGAACCUUCCAUCCCUGGACGGUUAGCAUCAUUCUCUUGCAGUGUCCAUGCUGAUAAAUUCAACCGUAGAAUUUCUCACUGAUUGGAGCGAAGAUAAGCCUGUAGUAUCGUGCUGUAAACCAGGCUGUUGUUAUACUACACAGCCACUUAUCACCAUGCUGCAACGAAUAGCCACUCCCAGCUAUAUAUACUUACUCCUUGUGGUCGCCUUGCUUUUAGUUCUCAGGGUCCAGUCUACAGCACGCCAUAUUUUAAUGUGACAUAUCAGAACAACCCAUCGAGAAACGUGCGGAAAGAAAAUCAGUUGCUAUUCUGGGAAUUCUUACGUCUCUUGAUAAUGCUCAGAGUAGCCGUGAUUGCCUUCUUGGAUCAAAUAUAUACACUUCUCGUUGGCAGGCG
Messenger RNA from Zychaea mexicana, 411 nucleotides. RefSeq lists its product as uncharacterized. The transcript has 3 exons. The record is from RefSeq and is a predicted model, not a curated record. The coding region runs from base 60 to 272 and encodes 70 amino acids. NCBI's taxonomy places the organism in Eukaryota, Fungi, Mucoromycota, Mucoromycetes, Mucorales, Lichtheimiaceae.